Molecule: messenger RNA, 1861 nt
Organism: Carlito syrichta (Philippine tarsier)
Lineage: Eukaryota; Metazoa; Chordata; Mammalia; Primates; Tarsiidae
Gene: RPUSD1
Product: RNA pseudouridylate synthase domain containing 1
Exons: 5
Coding region: 413-934 (173 amino acids)
Biological process (GO): pseudouridine synthesis
Molecular function (GO): pseudouridine synthase activity; RNA binding
Source: RefSeq, a predicted model, not a curated record
GGUGGCAGGCCUGCCAUGGAGCCAGGCAGCGUGGAGAACCUGUCCAUCGUGUACCGGAGCCAUGACUUCCUGGUGGUGAACAAGCACUGGGACGUGCGCAUCGACAGCAAGACAUGGCGGGAAACACUGACUCUCCAGAAGCAGCUGCGGCACUGCUUCCCGGAGCUGGCCGACCCUGACACCUGCUACGGGUUCCGGUUCUGCCACCAGCUGGACUUCUCCACCAGCGGAGCACUGUGCGUGGCCCUGAACAAGGCAGCCGCGGGUGACGCUUACAGGUGCUUCAAAGAGCGACGUGUAACCAAGGCUUACCUGGCGCUGGUAAGACCUGGUGCGAGGGCACAUCCAGGAGAGCCAGGUGACCAUCAGCUAUGCCAUCGGCAAGAACAGCACAGAAGGCCGGGCCCAUACCAUGUGCAUCGAGGGCACACAGGGUUGUGAGAACCCAAAGCCAAGCCUCACGGAGCUGGUGGUUCUGGAGCAUGGGCUGUACGCGGGUGACCCUGUCUCCAAAGUGCUGCUAAAACCGCUCACAGGCCGGACCCACCAGCUGCGUGUGCACUGUGGCGCCCUGGGCCACCCUGUGGUGGGUGACCUGACCUACGGGCAGCCUGCAGGCCGGGAGUCCCAGCCCUUCCGCAUGAUGUUGCACGCCUUCUACCUACGAGUCCCCACACGGGCCGAGUGCGUGGAGGCUUGCACGCCAGACCCCUUCCUGCCUGCCCUGGACACCUGCUGGAGCCCCCACACCCUCCUGCAGCCACUCGACCCACUCAUCCAGGCCUUGCGGGCUGCCCCCGACCCCAACCCCAUGGACGAGGGUCCUGGGCACAGCCAACCCCCACCUCCCUGCACCAAGCCCCUAGAGACUGAGGCACAGAGCACCUCCUGCUUGCAGUGGCUGUCAGAAUGGACAUUGGAGCCAGACAAGUGACAGCCGUGGAGCUGGGGCAGAGGUGGAUGUGGGGGCUGGGGCUUUUAGGGGGUUGGGGGCUGCACGUCAGGGCCCUGGGCUGCUCCCAGGCAGGUGGCAUCUCUCUUGGGCAGGCAUGCAGUGGCCAGCUCUGGGACUCACUGGGCUGCUCUGACCAAGCCAGCUGGGAUAGGCAGCAGGGGCUACCUGGCAGCUGCGGUUGCUGGCAACAAUAGCACACACGGGCAGUGGGAUUGAUGCUGGAUCCUAAGGUUCUUCUUCCUGGUGCCCCCAGGGGGAACCAAGGCCCUUCUUUCCUCCUGGAGCAGCUUCCGGCUCCAGAGCCUUAGCCAGGGGCCUCUAUUUCAUGGACUUGUCCAAGGUCACUCGUUGGAAGGGGCAACACCCAAGUUGGCUAGUCUCUGGCCCAAGGGUGGACUCCUCAUGGGCCCAGGCCAUGCUAGCCUUCCUGGGGCUCAGCCCCAGACCCACCUAGCCUCUGUGCCUGGAGGCUCCCGCUCAUUGCUCUGCUCAGACCCCCUUGCUUCUGCUGCCUGCCUGGCCUGUGCCUGCCACUGGGCCCGCAUACCCCUCCCUACCUCAUGCCUUGGCUUUGCUGGACUCUGCCCACGGGCCUCACCCUGCUCUGCCUGGACCCUGAGCACGGGCCAGUGAUUGGCCAUGGUACAUGGGGUCAGUGGGGGCCAAGACUCAGGCCCUGCUGAGCUCCCCUGUCCCUUAGGCCUGCCUAGCAUGCCACCCUGCUGCUGGGUCCCCAGGCUCCCAGCCUAGAGCCCACCACAUCACCACUUUCCUGGGUCCCAUACAGUCAUGCCUGUCACUCUGCCUUCAGGAGCCUAGGUUCCCAGUUCCCUCCACCACAGCCCUGCUCCCUGACAGCUGCUGGGCUCUAGGGAUUCAGAAUAAAUGCUUGGUGACUGACCCUGG